AUGAAUUUUAAUAAAAUCAACCUGUCUCGAUCCCAAGUGAUCACACCGGCACGUUUAAAAGUUAUGAGAGAUCAUGUAAGACAAUUGAUAAAUGAAGCCACACAGGAACCUGAACAAGAUUUAUUCCAUGGUGCAAUUUUAAUUUCAAAGUUAAUUACUAUUUGUAUUGAAAAUCUCAAAAGGCAAGGAUUUCAUUACAUUCAGGGAGAUCGGACCGAAAUAGGAUACUUGUACGAUGAGCUAUCAAAAGAAUUAACGGUCAUAUUUAUGAAACAAAAUGACAUCAAAAAUGGAGAAUCCGAUGGUAAAAAACAAAAGGGAUUUCCAAAAGGUGACAAAACCAUUCAUACCAAUAAUAACGAAUCAUUGAUAAAACAACAAAAACGUCUAAAGCGCAGGAAAAAGGCAGAGAUUGUAGUCGAACAACCAUUGGAUGAAUCCAAGCGUAACGCGGAAUUCCUUUAUCCUUUCUCGCAGCCUAAUUUGGAACCUUUCUUUUCCGAACCAUCGAGCGAUGAGUAUAACCGCUUUGACGAUAAUCUUUUUGAUUUUCCGUUUGGAAAGGAUGAGAAAAAAACAUUAGAGAAAUCAUCAAAGGUUGAUACGGGCCAUGACACUAUACGCAAUACGGUUAAAAUUGAAAGUUGUCAUCCUCGAGCCUAUGAAAAUCAACAUAAUCAGAAUGAACCAAAAGUGUAA
Messenger RNA from Funneliformis geosporum, 699 nucleotides. The record is from the annotation of a GenBank genome assembly. NCBI's taxonomy places the organism in Eukaryota, Fungi, Glomeromycota, Glomeromycetes, Glomerales, Glomeraceae.